Molecule: messenger RNA, 498 nt
Organism: Colletotrichum lupini
Lineage: Eukaryota; Fungi; Ascomycota; Sordariomycetes; Glomerellales; Glomerellaceae
Exons: 3
Coding region: 1-498 (165 amino acids)
Source: RefSeq, a predicted model, not a curated record
AUGUUUGCAUUCUGCUGUGUUGACUCUUUCAGUCUCUGCAUCAAACUGAGCUACCGAUUAAUACCCAAAGAGCAAAGGCGGGGACGAUCGGUCAACUUUGAUGUUGAGGCCUGCCUCCCUCUCGUCUCGACUCAACAAAGGAAGAAGCCCAGGCAACCAUGUGAUCCUUGGCCAACGACUGUCUUCUCGUUUUGCUGGGUUUUGGCGUCCGGCGACAAGGGGGUAGAAGGCUCAGACCCGCCAAUCUGCAAUUACUUCAUCGUCAUGGAAUUGGCUCAAUUCGCCCUUUGCAGAGCGGCGCAGUGGGUGACCCUUGUCGCUGGAUCGUUGCAACCCUACAGGCUACUUCAACACGCCGAAUGUCAUCCUUCCCGCGGCUACCUCUUCACCAUUUGGAUGCGUUGCCCUCAACGGAAUGGAUGGGGCAACGAGGCAGCUAGCAUGGGCAGUGGUCAAUUUAAACCGAUAGCAAUGGACCAUUUCCCUUCCCAUCACUAG